Hydatigera taeniaeformis is the source of this 1920-nucleotide messenger RNA. The record is from the annotation of a GenBank genome assembly. Lineage: Eukaryota; Metazoa; Platyhelminthes; Cestoda; Cyclophyllidea; Taeniidae.
AUGCGCAAAAAAAAUUUGUCCGAAACAAUCCUCCGCCAACCACAUAUUGUCCAGCGACUUCUGGGCUACCUAACAUUGGACGAGUGGUUGAAGUUUGUCAGUGCCUUCCCUAGGUGGAACUACAGCUUCCCUCACGAAAUCCUUCUUGCUGAAAACGGGUCUCCACUUCUCUUCUUCCUCCUACGUCGCCGUCUUACUAAACACAUACAUACUUUGCGUCUCAUCAGCCCUGGACCCAUCGCCCAGGGCGGUGCAGUAGGGAGCAUUCAUAAGUGCAUUCUCUCCAACCCUUUCGCUUUCGUUUGUUUGGAGCGCCUCGACCUCAGCGUCCAGAUGCAGCCAAUCGACCGCCUGCUGGCGAUUUUCGCGGCUCCUGCCUUCCCCCAUCUCCGCUAUCUCUCCGUUCGGCCCACGGAACCAGACUAUGGGCAGAAUUCUGUCUGCGUGUCGCCGCUUUCUGUCUUUGCACCACCACAACUCGAAGUGAUGAAAUGUCACCUAAUAGGCUUUCUGUCCGAUGAUAAGGAAGAGUACAUCCCAGCUCUGUUGCAAGUCAUGCAGAACGUUGUUAGUUUGACAGUUUGUGAGCGAAUGAUCGGCGUAACCCCAUGGUCACAGUACUUACGUCGAGUCGGCCCCUUUUCCAACCUCGAAAUAAUUCAAAUUCACGCUACGAGUGAUCUUCUUAAAGCACUAAACGAGAUGCUCUUUAGCGAUAAGUGGAUUUUAUUCCCCAAACUGAAGUCUGUCAAAAUAAGCACUGUCUCGAGGUUAAAAACAUCCACUUUAUUCAAAAACGGCUUCUUUCGUCCUUUAGAAAUUGACUUUUCGAGUUUUGGUCAGUCAAUAGAGGUCGCUUCCACACUUCCAACCAACGAAGCCAUCCAAGUUGGACGAAGGGCUCUUACCGGAAGAGGUCUGAUCAUGUUAGAACUCAUCUUUCUUCCAGAUACCGUUAAUCUCUCCAGCUCAACAACUUUAGCGGUUUUAAAUCAGUUUGGCCACAUGGUGGAAACUCUGAUUGUUACCGUCCAACACACUGUCGUUCCUGAAAGUUCUGUGGAAUACCUCGCAUUUCUGAAAAGAUUUAAAACACUAUGUCAUCUCUACCUAUUUCCCAUCAUAAAGCUCACUUCCAGUUCAUUAAAAAUGAUUGAGCUUCCUGUCGAAUUGAUAGAUUCUCGAGAUGUAGACAGUCAGUUUGAAUCUCUCCUAGCCUACCACAGAGGGUACUUCCCAUCAGUUAAGUCUGUCUCCAUUACCUCUCCUCCUACCUUUCCCUUUUGUAACCGUUCCCAGUGGCACUCAUGUCAUUGUCUCGACAAUAUUCCACAUACUCAGCCCCUUAAGAACGUUUGUGGCCUCUUCCUUAAACUUGAAGAGCUCUUUCUCACUUCGGAUAGUCAUCUUGAUCCAGGAGACCUUCAAGAGGCUGUGGAAAUGUGUCCAGAACUAAAACGCCUCUACAUCAACAGAUGGCCUAUUUCUGUUGAAGCCUACGCAAUGGCGACUCAAGAAAUUCUCUCCGCUCGGUCCUUGGAGGUAUUGUGUCUGCUUGUGGAUUCCCUUCGAAUUCGUAGCGGAUCCUGCGAGAGCCUGCUAUAUCCACGCUCAUGGACGUUGAAGUACCUGUACAUUGACUGCAUCUACCAACCAUCCCUAAGUAAGGAGGAGCUGAGUAGGUUAGCCAAACGAAUUCCCAAUGCAAGAUGGAUUACAAUCGCAAACAGGGAGACCUCCCGUUGUUUGGAGUUUCGCCGAAGCAGGACUGCGGAAACUAUCUCUGAGAUGCGGUUGGACUCGGGACGUUGGGGGAAGGAGCCGAGGGCUUUUGCACCGGAACUAUACGAUGUAGUGUGGAAAGGGGAAGAGAAGAUGAAGUAUUUUAUAGCAGAGUGGUGCCAUGCUUGCAAGGCCUAG